Messenger RNA from Nothobranchius furzeri (turquoise killifish), 3533 nucleotides. Lineage: Eukaryota; Metazoa; Chordata; Actinopteri; Cyprinodontiformes; Nothobranchiidae. The record is from RefSeq and is a predicted model, not a curated record.
UAGAUAGAUAGAUGGAUGGAUGGAUGGAUAGAUGGAUGAUAGGUGAAGAAGUUCAUGAGAGUUGAAUGUUAAAUUUUCCUCACGAAAAGAAAAUUUGUAUUAAACAAAGGUCAGUUCCCUCUGUAAAGUCAGAGGUACGGAAGAGGAUUAGGGCCACUGAAAAGAAAAAAAGAAAAGAAAGAUAAUUUGGACUUUUUUCCCCAGAAUUCCCUGUCAGAAUUCCGAGGUUAAAAGUCAGAAUUCUGAGAAAAAGUAAGAAUUCUCUUUCUUUUCUUUUUUUCCCCUUGUCAGUGACUCUCUUCCGUACAGGGUAUAAAUAAAUAACGUCCAUAUUGAUACCCCCCACCACCACCACCACCAACGGUCGGCGAAUUGUCCGCUCCCAACCCCGUGACCCCGUCUCACUCUUUGAAAUGUUGGCAGCCCUGUAUUAUAGGUUAAGCCUAUUAUAUAGGCAUAUAUAAUGUAUUAGAUGUGGAUUUUCAGUUUCUGAUGAGGUCCUUUAUUUAAGAGAAUUCUGUUCACAUCUGAAGGUUUUUGCACUUUAAAGAGAUACUUAGUAACUUUUUCAUAUUUUUAAUCAUUUUCUUGAGCCAGUAUGUGCUAAAACGACCCUUUACAGGGUUAAUGAAAGGCCACCCAGCCCUAUAGUCCCCUGUGGCCAAAACUGCCUAAUUCUCCUUUAAUAAAAAUAAAGUGUUUGAAAAAAGGCUUGAAGCUUUAUUUGUAAGUACAGCCAACAUCUAUUGUGUCAUGCAAUGUAAGUUUUUGUAGACCGUUGAGAAGUUUGGAGGACAUGAAAUACAACAUUGAACUAGGAGAUUUGUGAAAAAGAAGCUUGACCUAAAUAAUCAGUAAACUCAGUGGGCCUUUUGGCAGCCAUGCAAGAUCUCUAAAGAUUCAAAGUGAAGUUCACAAAGUAAAAGGAUCUGUCAGACUGCUCUAAGGAUGAAUGGAGCGAACACAAAGUGCUUUUCACAGUCCGGACACUUGAGACACUUUGCAGGUUAAAACACUCUUCUUCAGAUUUCUUAGAAUUUAAAUUUCUUCAAUAAAAACAAGACAAAAGUUUUUUAUGAUGUUGGUGCAUCUGACGUGAUCCAACUCUAGCUCCAGUUAUGCAUGUCUGGGAUCACUUUGUCUUUUUCUUCAUGUGUGCAUGUGUGUCUCCCGUGCACAUUCAUUUAAGUUUAAAUCUCUACGCGUGUGCGCACACACACACACACACACACACACACACACACUGAGCCUGGAAUUUCACUGGACGUAUUUGGUUUCAUCUUAAAACAGAGUUCAAUAUUCUCAGUGAUGACAUUGAACGUUGAAACCAAACAGAGGGUCUUUUGUUGAGUCCCAGUCCAAGAUGAUCUCCCUCUUAUCAGGUGCGUUUUAUUAAAGAGGCUGAAGUAGUGGGCCUUUGCAGCAUUUGGGCUGGGUCACAGACUCAGACAGUUACACUCUUACAUAGAUCUGAACCGCAGAACCACAGCACAGACUUGUUUUGUGCACCAAAGGGAAGCAGAAGAUGGUGUUUUUAACUACUAAAAUGAUGCAAAGGAGUGCGCUCUUUUUGACAUUUGGAAGCUUCGUCACAUGUCUGGUCACCACUUUUCUGCCCCUGUGGAAAACGAUGAACUCUGACCUGAACGAGGUGGAGAACUGGUUCUCUGGGCUGUGGCUCACCUGCCUCUACACGGAGGAGAAGGGGAUUCAGUGUAAAGCCUAUGACUCGAUUCUGGGACUGCCGAUCGAUCUGCAGAUCUCCAGGGUGCUCAUGCUAAUAUCUGAUGGCUCAGGAGCUUUUGCCAUGCUGGUUGCCUUCCCUGGUCUGGAGGGGGUUGAGGUGUUUGUGGGUCAGCCUAAUGUAAAGAGAGGGCUCCUCAUAUUCAGCGGAGUGCUGACCUGGAUGUCGGGGCUCGCUACUCUGGCUUCCGUCUCUGUCGUGGCUUACACGACCGUGGUGGAAUUCUGGGACGAGGGUUUUCCUGACGUGAUGCCUCGUUGGGAAUAUGGAGAGGCAAUGUUCUCUGGAUGGAUUGGAGGCUUUGGAUUGGUGAUUGGAGGAACCCUGUUUUUUGUGGCCGUGUGCAUGGGGGACUACGACCUGCAAACUGCAAGUGAGCCCAACAGCCCGCAGGUGAAGCACCGGUCAAAGCAUUACCUGAAGACAGAAGUUUUAUAGCUUAGAAGUUAUUUCCAGAUCAAACAUGCCUGGAAUCUCAUUUGAAACACGGGAGAAAGCUUGUGGCUCUGAUGAGAAACAGAACAGACGACUAAAAUGUUACAGGCCGCUGUUGUGUUCUUUCUGUUUUUGCAAAACGUAUCUCUGCAGGUUAAACGUUCCUGUAAAUUCAGAAAUGUUGGUGCAACUGUGUUUAAAGAUCUCACUAAAACCCUUCAAGACCAGCUGUUUUUAUUGUUUUCAAUAAUGGAAGGAACUACACAAUGUUGACUUGGUAAAAAAUAUUUGAUAUGAAAGGCAAACAAAAUAAAACCUAAUCUUUUAGACGUCUAAGUUUGAACACAUUGUUUUCUUUCAGCUACUUUUUGGGGGGAGUUUCAAACUUAGAUUUAUUCCUCAGCCUUUCAUAAAUGUGACAAUCACUGGGAAGAAAAAAAGGACCAUAAAAAUGAGAAAGGAUUUAAUAAAUGCCAAUAUAAUCAUGCUGGAAUGGACUGUUUCUCCCAAAUCAAAGGACAACACGUUUCUGUAAGGUUUGUUGUCAUGGUGUGUCACCUGCCCAUUCAUGCACAGUAGAUAACGUUUUUCUUGUUUAGAAACACUCACUGUUAUCGCUGAGUAAUUGUUCUGGUCUGCUUGCCUGUUAAGAGCCACUCUGCUAAGAUUUUGGGUCAUCCCUUUUGUAAGAGAUAAUAAAAAAAGGAAAUCUUUUUUCCACUCAUUCUGAUUGGAAUUCUGUUGUUCUGACCAAUCCAUACAACUCCAUUCUGACCCUUCUUAAAGGGAUACUUUGCAGUUUUGGCUUGCUUUUAGCACCCUCUAGUGUUCUGUUAGUGAAAGUGCAAAAGUCAAACUCAUCUCCUUGCUUUGCGUUCGUCUUUUUAGUACCUUAAACUAACAGCUGAAAUGUCUCCCCAGCCUUUCUUGGUGUGGACAGAAGCGGUUCAUCACUAAAUCACACAAAUCACCCAUGUUCAUGAUAUAAAACAUGCAGGAAACAUGCUGGAAGCAGACUGCAGCACCAGUUAUGUCAGCUCCGUUUUACAAAGUCCAUCAGGGAUCGGACUGGCACUCUGAAGUUGCAAGUGCGAUAUUCUGGCCACAGAGGGUGAUAGGGGUCUGGGUGACAUUUCAUUAACCCUGUAAAGGUUCGUAUUAGCACAUACUGGCUCAAGAAAAUGGUUUAAAUAUAUGAAAAAAAUGGUAUAGUAUGCCUUUAAAGGAAAAAAGGAGUAGACAUAAAUAUGGUAAGCCAACUUAUUAUAUAAUGAGGGGGUCUUUAAAACAAAAUUCUUGACAGAAAAGAAUAUUUCAGCUAUAUAGAAUGUGAUUAUUCACAUCCAACAUUAAU